AUGGAGAGGAGCGGUAUGAACUCGCUACCAGAAACACUUCAUGAUGCCCAGAAAUCGAUAUUGAAGAGCAACAAGAAGCCUACUGUGAUGGUGGCUAUCACCGAGCCGAGUACGAGUGAGGAUAGAUUGAAACAACAUGACGAUCACCACUCACGUCAAUGCGACGGAACGGUUGCAGUGCUCGAGCAGAAAAUAUCAAAACUGCAAACGGCGGCAUCUACAGUGAUGCCGACACCAACCUCUACUGAGAGAAAAUUCACGGACUCGUUUUAUUGGAUGUCACAUUUGCACAAGAAAGUCGGUCUCAGCCACAUUAUCCUUCUAGUCGUUCUGGCGACUUAUUCUGCUCUAGGAGCUGUUGUUUUUUACUACCUUGAAACACCCAACGAGCGAAUAGUGGUUGCUGCACGGAAGGAGUUACUGGAUGAUAGAAUCGAACAGCUUGCGGAACAUCUCACAGGCAUGGCUGAGAACAAAACUAUCGAAGAAUUGGCGGUUGAUGUCAAGGCAGCCUACAUUGAUAUGCUCAACACUGAAGGAAGCUACAAAUGGUCUACAUUUUAUCGAUCGGAUGACCCCAGGAAUAAUUAUAAAUGGACAUAUGCGAGCAGCUUCUUUUUUGCAAUGAAUGUCUACACAACAACAGGUUAUGGGUCGAUCGCGCCUGAAACCCGUUCUGGUCAAUGGUUCGUCAUAAUUUAUGGUUUCAUUUUCGUACCAGUGACAUUGGUGGUGAUUCGUGACCUUGGGCAGUGGCUUCUCCUAGUGAUUACCAGAAACUAUGCUAAGAUACUUCUGAAAUGCAGAAGGAAGUCGAACAAUCUAAACGAAGUGAUUCGAUUACCAAUUCUCUUCAGCUGUGUUAUUAUGCUCGGUUUCAUCGGCUUUUGUACUGUGUUUAUAUAUUAUUUGGACGCAUGUUCUGGUCCAGCUGGCUCUGGUCUUGACUGGUUUCAUUCUAUGUACUUUUCCUACAUGUCAUUUACAACCAUUGGUCUAGGUGACGUCAUGCCUAGCAAUGCCACGGCAAGUGAACAGUUAAAACCAAAGUUUCGUUAA
Haemonchus placei is the source of this 1059-nucleotide messenger RNA. The record is from the annotation of a GenBank genome assembly. Lineage: Eukaryota; Metazoa; Nematoda; Chromadorea; Rhabditida; Trichostrongylidae.